UCGAGUAAAUGUUUACGCCGGUGAUUUUUGAUUUAUACAUUAGUGACAAAUUGAAAUUGUAUACCGUAAAUUAGAACGAUUAAAUUUCAAAAACGCUAUUAAUAUGGCGCAGCGAUUUCCCGGACCGGGUCCAAGCCCUGGUCCAAGCGGACCCCAACCUCAAAGGUACCAACAGCCUCAAAAUCCUGGAAUGCGACAAUAUUCGCAGCCCAAUUUUCCGCGAACUGGAUAUAAUACGCCGCCACCCAAUAUGAACACUAGCGGAGGAACUAUGAUCCAAAGAAGCUCCAGAGCUCCGUAUUCUCCAAUGCAAGGAAACCAAAUUCCUGGUUCUCAACAGUCGGCAAAGCGAUCUUCAGACAACAGAAAUUCAGUUCAACAGAAAAGUGAAUAUGGUCAUAACACAAGCAAGAAAAAGAAGAAGCUUGCCGACAAAAUUUUGCCGCAAAAAGUAAGAGAUCUAGUGCCUGAGAGUCAAGCUUACAUGGAUCUAUUGGCAUUUGAACGAAAGCUAGACGCUACUAUAAUGCGGAAACGUCUUGACAUUCAAGAAGCUUUAAAAAGGCCCAUGAAACAAAAAAGAAAAUUAAGGAUUUUUAUUUCCAACACAUUUUAUCCUGCAAAAGAGCCCUGCGCGGAUGGACCUGAUGGGCCAGGGCAAGAGGGGUCUGUUGCUUCAUGGGAACUUCGAGUUGAAGGGCGACUUUUGGACGAUCCCAAAAAUGAUCCAAAUAAAGUGAAGCGUAAGUUUUCUUCUUUUUUCAAGUCUCUAGUGAUCGAGCUUGAUAAGGAAUUAUAUGGUCCCGAUAAUCACCUUGUGGAGUGGCAUCGUACCCUGUCCACUCAGGAAACCGACGGGUUUCAGGUUAAAAGACCGGGAGAUAAAAACGUUCGAUGCACAAUACUGCUUCUUCUCGACUAUCAGCCGCUCCAGUUCAAGCUGGAUCCCAGGCUGGCCCGUUUAUUAGGCGUACACACUCAAACUCGUCCCGUUAUAAUUUCCGCAUUGUGGCAAUACAUCAAGACCCAUAAACUGCAAGAUACGCACGAGAGGGAGUACAUCCUGUGCGAUAAGUACUUGGAGCAAAUUUUUAACUGCUCGAAAAUGAAAUUCGCCGAAAUUCCCCAAAGAUUGAAUCCGUUGCUUCACCCGCCAGAUCCAAUAGUCAUCAAUCACGUGAUUUCGGUGGAAGGAGGGGCAGAGAGCAAGCAAACCGCCUGUUACGAUAUCGAUGUUGAAGUCGAUGAUACGCUAAAAACGCAGAUGAACAAUUUCCUGUUGAGCACGGCCAGCCAGCAGGAAAUCCAAGGUCUGGAUUCGAAAAUCCACGAAACGGUGGACACCAUUAAUCAGCUGAAGACGAACCGCGAGUUCUUCCUUAGUUUCGCAAAGGAUCCCCAACAAUUUAUUCACAAGUGGAUCGUGUCCCAAACUCGCGACUUGAAGACAAUGACAGAUGUCGUAGGCAACCCAGAGGAGGAACGCAGAUCUGAUUUCUUUUAUCAACCCUGGGCUCAAGAGGCCGUGUGUCGUUACUUUUAUACUAAAGUCCAGCAGAAACGGGCCGAGUUGGAACAGGCACUGGGAAUUCGUAACAACUAAACGAUGUAUCACAUAAUAUUAAGUACUAAAAGGGUGUUCUAAAAGAUUUGCCUGGUUGUUGGACUGGGUGACUCUUUAUUCUGUUUCUGUAGUAAUUGAUAAAAUAAAAUUCAAAUUGA
This is a messenger RNA of Cylas formicarius (sweet potato weevil), 1722 nucleotides long. It is a transcript of the gene Bap60, whose product is annotated as brahma-associated protein of 60 kDa. Gene Ontology annotation, biological process: regulation of transcription by RNA polymerase II. The record is from RefSeq and is a predicted model, not a curated record. NCBI's taxonomy places the organism in Eukaryota, Metazoa, Arthropoda, Insecta, Coleoptera, Brentidae. Gene Ontology annotation, cellular component: SWI/SNF complex; nucleus. The transcript is spliced from 8 exons. The coding region runs from base 104 to 1603 and encodes 499 amino acids.